AUGAUUUAAAAUAAGUAAGAAGGUGCUAUGAUUAAAGAAAUCUUAACUUUUUUACCAUAAAGUAUUGGAGUUACUUAAAUUAAGCAAUACUUAAUUAAUAAUGUGGAAAAUUAGUAUAUAAGAUUUAUAAAUUUUUUAGAUUCUAAGUUUCUUGCAAUUAUUAGUCUUCAUAGAGAAUUCCAAUAAAUUAAGCUUAUUAUUAUGAAGAAUUUUAGAAAAAAAUAAAAAAGUUUCCUUUAGAUUAAUUUAUAUGCGAUUCUUUAUUAGAAUCUCUUCAUCCAUUCUAUGAUAAAGAAGACACUUUUAUAGGAUUUCCUAAUCUAAUUCUUUAUGAGGAUGGAGAAUUUAAGGAUAGCUAAAAAUUAGAAGUAACACCAGAUAUUCUAAAUGUUUUAAUUUUUUGGGUAAAAAUUUAACAAAAUUUAGUCAAUGACAAAUUAGGAAAGUGUAUAAUUGAUGAAAGAUUUGAAUAUAUAAAUUCUUAAUGAUUUAAGAGAUACUAGAAUUCUCUCUAUCAAUAUAGAUUCAGAUUAAGAAGCUUGGUCAAAAUAUAUACUAGAAUUAGAAAUUUUUAAUUGUUAUCAUUUUAAUCCAAAACAUAUUGCUUUUGAUUUAUAAAUGAGAGCACUAUAAUUUACAAAAUUUCCUCAUGUAGUCAUUCUGGAUAAGGAAUAAAAGGUUUUUGUAGUUGAAAAUACUAACAUUGAAUAAAUCAAAAUAAUACUAUAAAAAAAAUCCAAUACCAAUAAUAAUGCAUAAAUUAUAGAUUAAAAAAUAUUUUAGACUGAAUAAUCUAUAGAACCAACUUUAAAAUAUUCUAAAGAAGAUUAUAAAUCCUUCAAGGAGAAAAUUCAAACAACAGUUAUGUAAAAUCUUAGUGCUUUUUUUUAAGAAAAAGAUAUUAUUGAACUAAGAUUGAUAUAGAAAAAAAAUUACUUUAAAGAUGGAUCCAAAAAAGUAAUAGAUAGAAGUAAAAUAUUGGUAAGUAUUGAAACAACUUCUUAAAAUUCAAUUAAUAAACUUGAAAAGGAGAUUGAAAAUUAUUUAUCUUAAAUAUUUGGAGAUUAAAAUUAUUUAAUUGUUAGAAAAGCCUUAAAAAUAUAAGAAGCCGAAGAGUAAAUUGUUAUUAGAGAAAUAUUAAAUGAUUUUGUUUCAUAAUAUGAAUUAUAAAUCAUUCCUUAUUAAUGGGAAGAACAUAUAAUAAAUUGGAAUCAUGAAAAAUUAUCAUUUGUUUGCGAUUCAAAUUAUUAGUAACGAGUGAGAUUUGAUCGAGAAUUAUCAUUAAAAGAAUAUUAAGAAGUAGUUAAUGGAUUAUCAUUAAUUAUUGAUUCAUAAGAAGAUGAUAAUUCAAAAAAAUAUAUAACUAAUUUGAUAGAUUAAUUACAAUCAAUUCAAACUUAAGGAGAUAAAUUUUUUCCUUUAGAUGGAUUUUAUGAUAAGGAAGAUAAAGAAAUAAUAAUUUAACAUUCUCCUAAUUAAAUGCUUGUUUUAUUUUGGUUAGUUCCAUGUGUAUUUAUUAUAAUAAAAAUGGAGACUUUUUAUAAGAAAUUAUAGGAAUAAUAUGGCGAAAAAUUAAGAUUUAUAUAUUUGGGAAUAGAAUAUAAUAAAGAAGAUAUUGAUUUAAUUUAUAAAUUUAAACCUAAUAGUGAAUUUUAUUAUUCAAAAGAGUAUCCUAAGCUAGCAAGAAAUAAAUAUGAAGUAAACUUUUUUCCUUUUUAUAUUAUUAUUGAUCAAAAUGGAAUAAUUAGAUAGAAAGGCUUAUUUCAUUAAUUAGAGAGUAAAAUUGCAUUUGAAUUCGCAACGCAUACUUUUAAGGAAUAAUUAUCUGAGAAAUCGAUUUAAUUUAAUUAAUUAUGGGAUUAUCUUUUAAAUUAAUAAAUAAUAACAGGAGAGUUAGGGAAUAAGUAAUUAUAAAAAUUUAUUAAAUUUAGGCAAAAAUUUUAAUAUUAAUUAACAGUUCAUAGUAAUUUAAACGAGUAACUUGUAGCAAAUUGUUUACAUACAGUGAGACAAAUAAAUUUAUUUUAGCUUAGAAGUUUUAAUUAAGCUCUUUAAUUUUAUAUUCCCAUAGAUAAAUUUUCUUUUGAACAACGAUUAAUUUAAGCUAUGGAUAUUCCAUACCCUGGAAUAAAAUGUAAUUUAUGUGGAUUAGGAUUAAAUAAAAAUCAUGCUUAAUAUUAUAACUAUUUCAAAAAUGAAUUUUACUGUUGUGAAUGUGCUGAGAAAAAAGAUUAAUUCAAUAUACACUAUUAGAUAAGAGAUAAUCUCGUUUUCAUUAAUACACCAAUAACUGAUAUCAAUGAAUUAAAAGAUAUAGAUGUGUAUAGAUUUGGAAAAAACAUUAAAUCACCUGAUAAAUAAAUAUCUUCUCAUCGCUAUUCGUGUAAUGGAUGUCAAAAGUUAAAUCCUUUUGGUCAGGAUAGAUAUAUAGUUCUAAAUGAUCAACGAGGUUGUUAUAACAAUGAAGGCUAUAGUGAUUAUUGUAUGGACUGCUUUGAGAAGAUUAAAAGCAAGGAGCCUGAGUGGAAAAAAUCUAAGAAGAUUAAUGAUAAUUUUGUAUUCCUUAGAAUUACAAGCAACUUUGGAUAUAAUAAUUUUUGAUAAUUUAUGGAUUUGUAAGAAGAG
Paramecium sonneborni is the source of this 2625-nucleotide messenger RNA. The record is from the annotation of a GenBank genome assembly. Lineage: Eukaryota; Ciliophora; Oligohymenophorea; Peniculida; Parameciidae.